GAGCCGGAACAUCACUAAGAGAGAGAGAGAGAGAGAGAGAGAGAGAGAGAGAGAUGUGGCUUUGACAGUGGUCAUGAGUUAUGUAGCCAGAGACAACACAGUUACUGUCUGAAUUUAUGCCAGUGAGCUGGAGUUAGCUGCACUAGCACAAAAGCCUCACCUGACGUUUCAUCAUGGCCGAAGUGGACGAGAGUCAGUUUUCUCUCAUGAGUCUGGAGGAUGAGCUGACCUGCAGCAUCUGUCUGAGUACCUUUGACUGUCCGGUGACCAUCCCCUGCGGACACAACUUCUGUCAGGACUGCCUCCUGGCCACCUGGAAGGACUCCUACAGCUGUCCUCAGUGUCGGACCCACUUCGCCACCAAACCGGAGCUGAAAAACACGGUCCUCAGCACCGUCGUGGAGACCUUCAACUUGAGGUCGACCAAGAGCGAGGCCCGCCUGACAGCAGAGGAGAGCAAAGCCGAGAAAGAGGAUGUCAUACGCUGCGAUACAUGUAUGGAAGCAGAGGCGUCCCAGACCUGCCUCACCUGCAUGGCCUCUUUCUGUGAGGAGCACCUGCGGCCUCACCGGGAAAACCCAAACUUUAGUCUCCACCAGCUGAGUGAGCCUGUAGGCGACCUUUCGGAGCGUAUCUGCUCGGACCACCACAAGCUGAUGGAGCUCUUCUGCACCCAACAUGGCCGCCCAAUCUGCAGCUUCUGCCUCCAGCAAGUCCACAAAGGCUGCCCCUUCGUGGCUCCUGAGGAGCAGAGGAACCUGAAAGAGUACGACCUCAGAGACAAGUUGGGUUUGCUGGACGGGAAGAUUGAGAAGACAAAGACUGUUAUGUUGCAAAUGAAUGACACGCAGAGCAAGCUGAAGGACACAGCAACCAAAAAGAAGACAGCAUUGGCAGCUGUGUAUCAGCAGAUGCGGGAUAUGUUGGCCCAAGAGGAACUCAAGGCCCAACAUGAGGUGGACUGCGAGCUGGAGACUGGCCAGACGAAACUGCAGGACCUCAUGAAGAAGUUAAUUGAGAAUUCUGAGAAGAUGAGAAAAGCCAGAGAAGAUCUAGACAGUCUGCUGAGUCAAUCCCAUACCCUGGCCUUUCUACAGGCUUCAUUUAACUUGCCUAAGGCUAUAAAGUUUGACCCUUACACCCCUCGAAUCAGCCUGGACUCCAAGAAGGUGACAGCAACACAGGGCUUUGCUGCUGCCCUGAAGGAGCAUCUGACAGAGAUCCUUAAACAGCCUGUUGAGGCCAGACUACCGAUACUUAAACCAGGUGAAUGUGCAGAACUUAACACUGGCAUUGUUGCAUCUGAUGAAAAAGCAGUUCCUGUCUCAGGACCUGCAAAUACUGGAAAUACUGGAUCUCAGCCGAAAUCUGAACUAUCAGAGCCCCAAAAGCAGAAAAAAACGCGCAGGUCCCACAGUCCAGGUCGUCCACCCAUCCAGCCAUACUUCCAAGCAGUUCCUGUACGUAAUCCCUAUAUGGGACCACAUGGAGGCUGGAAUCUAUCCCAGCAUCCACAGGAGCCGCAGUGGCUGCCAGGGAAUCUAUUUCCCAGUCCCCACGAUCCAGGUUCAGGUUCUCAACCCAAAGGCCCAAAGAAGAGAGCUCAAAAAACUUCGGACAUUCCCCCAAACAUAACAUCUGCUGAAAAAAGAACCGAACUUCUGAAAUAUGGCACGGUACUCACUUUGGAUCCAAAGACGGCCCACAAACGCAUCGCACUGAGUGAGGGCUUCACUAAAGCCUCUAUUUCAGAUGAACACACAAACUACCCCGACUGCCCUGAACGCUUCGCUGUCUGCUCCCAGGUGCUCGCCUCCAAGGGUUUCUCUAGAGGGCGCCACUACUGGGAAGUCCGACUGAGCAGCAGCAACUUCAUUGGCAUUGGCUUGGCUUACAGCAGCAUUGACCGCAAAGGUCCCACCAGUCGACUGGGCCGCAACGCCCAGUCCUGGUGUGUCGAGUGGUUUAACAUUAAGCUGUCGGCUUGGUAUAAUAGCAGUGAGACCGUGCUGGUCAAUCUCAAUCCAAAGCGCAUAGGUGUGCUGUUGGAUUGCGAGGAGGGCACUGCUACGUUCUAUAACGUGGCAGACCGGGUAUAUCCCUUCCACUCCUUUGUGUUCCCUUUUGCUGAAGCUGUGUAUCCAGCUUUCUGGAUUUUCUCAAGUGGCUCGUCCAUUUCUUUGUGCAAGCUGCAGGCAUGAGGAGCAUAUGCAUAUAAAUGGCAUAUGCAGGCACACACCUACACACAGUCAGCCCUUUGUUCUAAUUAUUGUCAUUAAUAAUGGAAAAGAAUACUAUGCUAGUUGUAUUUAUAAAGCCAGUCUUGAAUAUUUGUGACAGCAAAAGUUUAAAAAUAUUUAAUAUACCCAACAUUGGCUAAAAAAAAUGUUUCACAUCAAGAGGCUGACCAGUUAUACCCCCCAGCUAACAGCUAACAGUAUGUCAGUACAGUGUUUGCCGUUAAGGUUAUGGGGCUGGGCGAUAUGGCAAAAAUGUUAUCAAGAUAUUUUUUCAUAUCAGUCGUUAAGUCAUGAUAUGAAUAAUUUCUGGUGACCUUAAAGAUUCCCUUAAGCUUAAAUAGUCUCUAAUAGUAGAUUCAGAUUGUACAAAUGACUAAGAACUGUUUGGGCUGCAAACAGAAAAACAGUUUAAAUUCUUGUCAGUAUAAAUUCCACAUGUAAAGUCCUUGUCACUGUUGAGAUGUCACUUUCUUUACUGACACUCAAAAGUUUCCUCUGAAGGAGUGCUCAUGUAUUCCAUUUAUCCAUCCAACUUUUGAUACCAAAACAAUAGCAUGCAGUGUGUUUAGCUAACUCAACCAAUGCUGUUGAAAUGGGUUGUCCAUUCCUAGAAGAUUGCCAUGUGAUUGGCUUUAAAUAGAUUUGUAGAUGUGAUUGGCUUUUCAUUGUACACAAGCAGUGUAUCCUACAGACAGUGGAUUGAAGCUUCUCAUUUUCAUAUCAUGGGAAUUUUUUUUUAUCGAGAUAAGUGAAUAUAUCGUUUGUAUCACCCAGCCCCAUAUGGACACUUCCUAAACUCUUUGAUGGAUUCGGCUGAUGAGAACAGAAGUCAUACAGGCUCUGUUCUGACAGUCUCUCUUUUUUCCUUUUGAUUAUUUUUUAUGGCAUUUUGCCUUUUACUGGUGGACGUUGAGCCAGGAAAUAAUGGGGAGAGAGAGAAAAGGAUGACAUGCAUCUGGAUGGAUGCCAUAUCUGUGGUGGUUUUAUUCAGUGUACCCAACAGGAGAUGCAUGGACUAAAUAUGAAUAUAUUUAUGUGAUUGUCUUAAAAUUAAAAAAUAUAUUUUUUCUAUUACAUUUGAAUCAUAAAUUAAACCAGUGAUUGUUAUUAAUAAAAUAUGUUUUUCUCUCUCA
Siniperca chuatsi (mandarin fish) is the source of this 3373-nucleotide messenger RNA. RefSeq names its product E3 ubiquitin/ISG15 ligase TRIM25-like. Gene Ontology annotation, molecular function: zinc ion binding; protein binding. Lineage: Eukaryota; Metazoa; Chordata; Actinopteri; Centrarchiformes; Sinipercidae. The record is from RefSeq and is a predicted model, not a curated record.